CUCCUUCUGCCUCCCCAUCCUCUUUGUCUCUUGCAGGGCGUGGAAUGACGUUGGCAAUGAGUACACAGCCGUCUCUUCCUGAAGGAAUGGAACCGGACCAGGGUCUGGUGACUUUCGAGGAGGUUGCUGUGCGGUUCACAGAGGAGGAGUGGACCCUGCUGGAUCCUGACCAGAGAGCCCUGCACAGGCAGGUCAUGGAAGAGAACCGGGGGAUCGUCGCCUCUCUCGCGGAGAAACCAUAUCAUUGUUCGGAAUGUAGAAAGAGAUUCAGUCAGAAGAAAUAUCUUACUCAGCAUCAAAGGACUCACACAAGAGAGAAACCAUAUCAAUGUUUGGAGUGUGGAAAGAGGUUCAGUCAUAAGACAGAUCUCAAUUCUCAUCAAAGAAUUCACACAGGAGAGAAACCAUAUAAGUAUAUGGAGUGCGAAAACAGCUUCGGUCAGAAGGUACAUCUCAAUUCUCAUCAAAGAACUCACACAGGGGGGAAGCCAUACCAUUGUUUGGAGUGUGGAAAGAGCUUCAGUGAGAAGAAAUAUCUCACUCGGCAUCAAAGGACCCACACAGGAGAUAAACCAUAUCAAUGUUUGGAGUGUGGAAAGAGCUUUAGUCAGAAAUCAAAUCUUACUUCUCAUCAAAGAAUUCACACAGGGGAGAAACCAUAUAAGUGUUUGGAAUGUGGAAAGAGGUUCAGUUGGAAGGCCCAUCUCAAAUCUCAUCAAAGGACUCACACAGGAGAGAAACCAUAUCAAUGUUUGGAGUGCGAAAACAGCUUCAGUCAUAAGGCACAUCUCAAUUCCCAUCAAAGAACUCACACAGGGGAGAAGCCGUACCAUUGUUUGGAGUGUGGGAAGAGCUUCCGUCAGAAAUCAAGUUUCAAUUGUCAUCAAAGAAUUCACACAGGGGAGAAACCAUAUAAGUGUUUGGAAUGUGAAAAGAGGUUCAGUCGGAAGGCCCAUCUCAAAUCUCAUCAAAAGACUCACACAGGAGAGAAACCAUAUCAAUGUUUGGAGUGUGGAAAGAGCUUCCAUCAGAAAUCAAAUUUCUAUUGUCAUCAAAGAAUUCACACAGGGGAGAAACCAUACCAUUGUUUGGAGUGCAAAAAGAGCUUCAGUCAGAAGGCCCAACUUAAUUCUCAUCAAAGAAUUCACACAGGGGAGAAACCAUAUAAAUGUCUGGAAUGCGAAAAGAGCUUUAGUCAGAAGGCACGUCUCAAUUCUCAUCAAAGAACUCACACAGGGGAGAAGCCAUACCAUUGUUUGGAGUGUGGAAAGAGCUUCCGUCAGAAAUCAAAUUUCUAUUGUCAUCAAAGAAUUCACACAGGGGAGAAACCAUACCAUUGUUUGGAGUGCAAAAAGAGCUUCAGUCAGAAGGCCCAACUUAAUUCUCAUCAAAGAAUUCACACAGGGGAGAAACCAUAUAAAUGUCUGGAAUGCGAAAAGAGCUUUAGUCAGAAGGCACUUCUCAAUUCUCAUCAAAGAACUCACACAGCGGAGAAACCAUAGUAUUGUUUGGAGUGUGGAAAUAGCUUUGGUCAGAAGAAAUAUCUCACUCAGCAUCAAACAAUUCACACAAGGGAGAAAUCAUACGAUUGUUUUGUGUGUGGAAAGAGGUACAGUGAGAAGAGAACUCUUACUUCUCAUCAAAGAACUCACACAGUUGGAAAUCCAUAUCAUUGCUUGGAGUGUGGAAAGAGCUUCAGUCUUUCCUUCUCAUCAAAGAACUCACAUAGGGUUUCUGUAGAAAAGGCUUUAUUUCAAGCUUACAUCACUACCUUUCAUUAAAAAAAGGAAUUAAAAAGGGCAAAAACAACAACACACAAGUAUUAUUUCUAUAUUAAAAGUCUAGAAAUACAGAAAGGAAUCAUUGAUGCCUGGGACAUCUCCACUCAUACCUAUUUGUGGACUCCCGAAUUUUCACCUUAAAGACAGAAUAAUAAACAAAAAGGCUUUAAAAGACAAUCAAUUGGAUAGAUUAAUGCAUUAUUAUAAAGACUUUUUACCCAUAUCUAGGACUGCCUGGAGGACAUCAUUGAGGAAGACAAACAUGGUUAGCGUGGUAUCAACUAUCCACAUGUCUUAGAAAGCGGUACAUCGUGCAGCAAGGCACCAGAAACCUGACAGAUUUUGAAGGAAUGACCGCUAACUUAGCAGAAAAAGUUAAAAGGCAAAUCACUAUAUAGAUUACUACUUUUCCUGGAUUCAGGAUCACAGGAAGGACUACGAACUCGCUGGGAAUCUGAUUGGGCUAUUAGAAUAGAUCAAGAAUACGAGACAAAAAUGUGGGGGGAAAUUCUUUUAAAGCCACAUCAGCUAAAUGUACAGAAAUAUACAUUUAGAAUAGCAAAAAUAGACAAGUCCUCACAUUUGUGCUAGAGAGGGUGUGGUGUCUGGGAAUCCUAUGUUCACAUUUGGUGGGAUUGUGAACAUAUGCAAAGAUUUUGCACGGGGAUGUUUGAAGAAAUAUCCAUCGUAAUGGAAACGACAGUAAUAAAAACACCAGAAUUUGCAUUGUUUAAUAAACUUGACGGCCAAAACCAAACUAUAUUACACAAAAAGCAAACUGGGUAUCUUAAUAGCAGCACGUAUGCUGAUAGCUAAAUGCUGGAAGGAGGCAAAAGGAUGAAAUAGAAGGAGGUGGUACGGUAAUAGUGUGGGAAAUAGCGCUCUCAGAGAAACUUACUGAAGGGUAUUAAAAGGACAAAAGAAAAAAGACAGUUUUGCUGCAGAAUGGUCAUGUUUUAUUACACACACAAACAAAACACCAGCAUCAGCACAGGUACAAACUGCCUUUAACAGCUUAUAGUUACAAUAGCCUCUCAGGAAACAAUUACAACUGUAAGGAUGGGGUUAAUUCAUACAAAGAAUGGCUGUUUUAAAAUGUUAAAAUGUACUUUUAUUGUUAUGAUUUUAGGAGCGGAACAGAUAAGCGCCAGCUGCAUGUGGGCGUUCUGGCACAUCCUGGAACCGCUUGGGGCAAGGCCGAUCGGCCUUGAGCGAAAAUUAACAUCUCAGGGAAGGUGUGAAAGAUCCUCGCAAGGGAGGGGGGAAGGAGCAGGGGAAACUAUCUGUAAAGAGUACAUUUUGCAAGGGGCUUUUGUUCUGAGCUGGAUGCCCAUAUGGCUGGGUGAAGUAUAGUUGGCAACUUAGUUAUUUUUAGUUUGCUUGGACUGGGUUCUUAUUCUGUAUCUGCAUGUUUUACCUGUUGAAUGCUAAUCUUGUAUUUCCUACCCUUAUCCUCAAUAAAUUUGGGCCUAACCCUCCAGUUUUGGAGAUGUGUGCGAGUG
Molecule: messenger RNA, 3283 nt
Organism: Elgaria multicarinata webbii
Lineage: Eukaryota; Metazoa; Chordata; Lepidosauria; Squamata; Anguidae
Product: zinc finger protein OZF-like
Exons: 3
Coding region: 45-1502 (485 amino acids)
Biological process (GO): regulation of DNA-templated transcription
Source: RefSeq, a predicted model, not a curated record